GGCUCUCACUGAAGCGAUCCUCUCUUGUGCGUUCUGCGUUCUUGCUAUAAAGCCCACUUCCUGGGCUUUGUCCGGAUCACUUCCCGCCCGUCCCCACUGAGUGCUUAGUCCCUUUACGCUCAUGACUUCGGAGAAGAGAGAACGGUCUGCUACACCUCAAGAACCAGACAACCACGAUCUCGAGGGCAAGCAGCACAAGAGGCCCGGCCAGUCCUGGAAGGCGGGCGAAGAGCACGUUUUGCCCAAGAACAGGCUGGGCAUUGUGUUCUUUGGAUUGAUGUCAUGCACCUUUUUAGCCGCUUUGGAUCAGACUAUUGUAGCAACCGCGCUACCAACUAUCGUCGCGAAGCUUGGGGGAGGAAAGGACUAUAGUUGGGUUGGCAGCGCUUACCUGCUCGCAGCAGCGGCUCUCGGUCCAGUGUAUGGCAAGCUUUCUGAUCUGAUUGGACGAAAACCUAUACUCUAUACUUCCAUAGUUAUUUUCUUGAUCGGUUCUGCGCUAUGUGGUGCAGCACAAAAUAUGGUUUGGCUCGUCGUCUGCCGAGCCAUUCAAGGAAUUGGAGGAGGAGGGAUUAUCCAGCUGGUGCAGAUCACGAUAUCUGAUAUUGUUUCUCUUCAAGAUCGAGGAAAGUAUGGUGGAUUUAUUGGCGCGACGUGGGGAAUCGCUAGCGUUGUUGGGCCAUUAUUAGGAGGGGUUUUCGCAGAUCAUGUCUCUUGGAGAUGGUGUUUCUUCAUAAAUCUUCCAACGGGCGGACUGGCCUUUGCGCUGCUUUUCUUUUUCCUCAAUCUCAAUCCUCAUCAAGGAAAAUCAUUCCGUCAACAUAUGCGAGAAUUCGACUUCGUCGGAUUCUUCCUAAUCAUCGCAGGCGUAGUUCUCAUCCUACUAGGCUUCAACUUCAGCGAGACCAGCUGGUCAACUCCGCAGACCAUCGCACCACUGGUAAUCGGCAUUGUCCUUCUCCUGGCAGCAACUGCGAAUGAAAUCUACACUACCCGUUCACCGAUAUUGCCACCUCGUCUUUUCAAAGUUCGAACCACGGCUUUCAUCCUCAUCUCGACAUUCUUCCAUGCGCUUGCUUUCUUUGCUGGUGCAUACUACCUUCCGGUAUACUUCCAGGUGCUUGGGUCUUCUGCAACUGGCGCUGGUGUGAAGAUGCUUCCAUAUUCUCUUGGCGCAGCCGCCUUUUCUGCUAUUUCUGGACAGAUCGUCACUCGCACAGGACGAUGGCGGCCAACUAUGUGGUUUGCCUGGGUGAUCAUCGUGCUAGGCUACGGAUUGAUGAUCCAACUCGAUGAGAAUUCUAACACCGCGGAGAAAGUGUUGUACUUGCUUAUUGCUGCGCUUGGAGUUGGAUGUCUUUUCCAGACACCGCUCAUUGGUCUACAAGCAGCCAUGCCAUUGAAAGACAUGGCUACCAGUACCUCUACAUUCGGCUUUAUCAGAACCCUGGGAGGUACGGUUGGUAUCUCCAUUGGUCAAGCGAUCUUAACCAGCUUCUUGAGGAAGAAUGUGGAAAAGAUUCCUGGUCUCGAGAUCGAUACCUCAGCUGCUGCGCUCAACCAAAUGGUCAGACAAGUUAAGAACAUCCCUGACCCUGUACAGCGUCAGGCAGUCAUGCAUGCAUACACAUCUGCGCUCAGCAAGGUCUGGUUAAUCAACACGCCCAUAUUGGGCGUGGGCCUUAUCCUGAGUAAAUCACUGUUCUGUGGCUUAUGUGUGAUUCUCUCUACUGAUGCUACGCUUCAUAGCCCUCUUCCUUCGCGGUUACACUCUCAAGCGCGUUGUCGUUAAAGGCGGCGCCCAGCAGGCAAAAGAUGGUGACAUCGAAGCCGGCGCCCAAGCUGGUGAAAUUGCUGCUGUUGACGCUAGUCAACUGGCUGUAGCACCUGCGUCUGGAGAAGAUGACAAAAACGUGCCGAGGUCAUCCACAGAGAAGGCGCGCAUUGUUGAAAAUAACGAUAUGGACGACGCUGCCACGGCGCAUGACACCAUUGUGGAACAGGAGAAGACAGACGUUUAGGUCUGACGCUGAGUAUCUCUGUUGGAUUUUUUUUUGGGUUGUAUGAUGUGCUUCAUAUUCAUGAUGUACUGUGGAGGAUUUAUCGAUACCCGCCCUGCUCAUCUUUUCACGAUAGAUAUAACUUACGCUUCUAUUUACGACACGAUGCUGGUCAUGCUUUGUAGUUUUAUGACGCAUAUAUAGACGUUUAAUUUCAAUUCAACGCUCCGUCGUUCUGAUCGACGUCGCGACGGAUCACCUG
Somion occarium is the source of this 2262-nucleotide messenger RNA. Lineage: Eukaryota; Fungi; Basidiomycota; Agaricomycetes; Polyporales; Cerrenaceae. The record is from the annotation of a GenBank genome assembly.